AGUCCAGAACAAGCAUAUUAUCGUUAACGGAACAAGUGAAAACUAAGGAUUGCUGCUGUUUAUCAUCUGUAAACCUAACGACUACGACACCCAUCAAUUCUUUACAAAUAAAUACAAAGAAAAAAUGAAGUUCAUUGCUGGUCAAACGUACUUGGGGCCAAGACCCGGCAUGGUCUUUAAGCUCGGAGCUAGCGGACAAGGGUACUACGAAGACUUGGGUCCAGAAGCGCAUGUGCAGGCAUUCUUCGCAGAAAAAGAGGACACGGUGAAGUACAAUAAGUAUCCAAGCGAUGGGACAUACUACUCAAAAAUAACCGCAAUGAUGGCAGAGAAGGCGAGGGAAGAAGGUAAUUUACUAGUUUAUGAUGUUGGUUUAUGAAGAUGUUCACGUUGUUCUUAACAUGAUGGUCAGAAAGUACUACUACUUCUCUACGGAUGAAGAUGAUAAGAUAUUGUUUCUACUAAAACCAAGAUGAUGCAUAGACCAAGGUAGAUCAUUCACCAGAAUCUACAAUAUCAACAGCCGUCGAGCGCGCAAAGGAGCAGGAAAAAGCAAACGGUCAACAAGCAGCUGCAGCUAAUGGUAGCGCACCAACAGACGCAGCGGCGAAUGGCUCACCCGCAAAGGAGAAGGCGAAUGGACAAGCAAACGGCACAGCGAUGGAAGUGGAGGGUGCUUAAUUUAGGGCAAGAAGUGAUCCUCAUCCUCGUCUUCUGCAGGAUACUAUGCCCAUGUAUGCGUUGAAUUGAUGGCUCACUCUCCCAGGAGGAGCUCCCAUGACAAAGCAAAUGACAUUUUUGGUUUCAUCCCCUCACAUAUUUGCUGAAGAUUAAUACUGGAACCCAUUUUCUCCAGCUAGUCAUGAUAGCCUCCCGGCUCGAAAUGAUGACAAAGUGCACUUGCGAUAUUACUUGCGCGACAAGGUACAAAAUGAACGACAUAAAGAAAAUAGACGUGGUCACAGAAGUGACGCUCCUCCUGAG
Amoebophrya sp. A25 is the source of this 984-nucleotide messenger RNA. The record is from the annotation of a GenBank genome assembly. NCBI's taxonomy places the organism in Eukaryota, Dinophyceae, Syndiniales, Amoebophryaceae.